AUGUGCACUGAGCCAACCUUUCUAUCUCAGCUCAUGUAUUUUCUCCUUUCCUUAGCUUGUUUCCUUCCUUCUCUUCAUUUCUUUCUUUCUUUCUUUCUUUCUUUCUUUCUUUCUUUCUUCAUCUUUCAUCUUUUUUUAAAUUUUAUAUAUUUAAUCAUCUUUUUUGUUCAAUCUAUUUUAAUCUAUGUAAAGCACUUCCUUCCUUCCUUCCUUCCUUCCUUCCUUCCUUCCUUCCUUCCUUCCUUCCUUUUCCUUUGUGAGGUGAGAAGGGUAACUGGCUCUUACCACAACACUUUCUUUCUUUCUUUCUUUCCUUCUUUCUUUCUUUCUUUCUUUCUUUCUUUGUCUGACAUCAUUUUUUAUUUUUAUGCAUUUAAUCAUCUUGUAAAGCACUUCCUUCCUUCUAUCUCUCCUUCCAUCCUAUUCUUUCUUUCUUUCUUUCUUUCUUUCUUCACAUCUCUCCUUCCAUUUUUUUCUUUCUUUCUUUCUUUCUUUCUUUCUUCGUCUGACAUCAUUUUUAUGCAUUUAAUCAUCUUCACUUCCUUCCUUCUAUCUCUCCUUCCAUCCUAUUCUUUCUUUCUUUCUUUCUUUCUUUCUUUCUUUCUUUCUUUUCUUUCUUCGUCUGACAUCAUUUUUGAUUUUUAUGCAUUUAAUCAUCUUGUAAAGCAUUCCUUCUAUCUCUCUUCCAUCCUAUUCUUUCUUUUUUCUUUCUUUCUUUCUUUCUUUCUUUCUUUCUUCCAUUUCCUUCCUUCUUCUCUCCUUCCAUCCUAUUCUUUCUUUCUUUCCUUUCCAUCUGACAUCAUUUUUAUUUUAAUCAUCUUUAAAGCACUUCCUUCCUUCUAUCUCUCCUUCCAUCCUAUUCUUUCUUUCUUUCUUUCUUUCUUUCUUUCUUUCUUCGUCUGA
This is a messenger RNA of Acanthosepion pharaonis, 903 nucleotides long. NCBI's taxonomy places the organism in Eukaryota, Metazoa, Mollusca, Cephalopoda, Sepiida, Sepiidae. The record is from the annotation of a GenBank genome assembly.